Molecule: messenger RNA, 1137 nt
Organism: Podospora bellae-mahoneyi
Lineage: Eukaryota; Fungi; Ascomycota; Sordariomycetes; Sordariales; Podosporaceae
Exons: 2
Coding region: 1-1137 (378 amino acids)
Molecular function (GO): oxidoreductase activity, acting on NAD(P)H
Source: RefSeq, a predicted model, not a curated record
AUGGCUCUUCCUAGCGAAACGAGGGCUGUUAUCAUUGCCUCCAUAGGCAAGGCCGAGAUCAAGUCGGUCCCCCUCCCUACGCUUCGAGACGACUACAUACUCGUCCGGACGACAGCCGUGGCGUUGAAUCCCACAGAUUGGAAGCACGUCUACGGGAUCAACCUCGGACCUAAUCAGCCAACCGUUAUCGACACCCGUGUAGGCUGCGACUACGCCGGCAUCGUCGAGCACGUUGGGCCCAAAGUGACCAAGGCCUUCAAGAAGGGAGACCUCAUCUGCGGCCCGGCCCAUGGAUCCAACGCCGUUCAGCCAGAGGACGGGACGUUUGCAGAAUACAUCGUGGUGAAAGGGGAUGUUCAGAUCAAGGUGCCUGGUAACCUCAAAGACUACGAAGCAGCCACGUUGGGAAUUGGGAUAACAACUGCUGGCCAAGGCCUGUACCAAGCCCUCUCCCUCCCCCUCCCUUCACCAGCUUCCCCUGUCCCGGACCCGGACCCGGACCCCAGAAGAAAGAUCUUGAUCUACGGCGGCAGCACGGCCACCGGCCUCCUCGGCAUCCAGUUCGCCGCUUUAUCUGGAUACACCAUCGCCACGACUUGCUCCCCGCACAACUUCUCCCGAGUCCGGUCGCUCGUCGGCAACGGCAGCGUUUCUGCAUAUGACUACCGCUCUCCGACCCUAUCGUCAGACUUGAAAGCAUGGGCUGGCGACGAUCUGACGGUGGCAUGGGACUGCAUAGCGAGCACUGACUCGGCAAAGUUGUGCGCUUCUGUGCUGGCGAAGGAAGGCGGGAAGUACAGGUCUCUGCUGAGGGUGCCGGACGAGGUGGUCAAGGGGGUGAAUGGCAAGGUUGACAGCGGGUUCACGUUUGCGUAUACGGCCUUGGGGGAGGCGUUCAGGAAGGCGGUGGAUAUCCCGGCUGUGGAGGGGGAUUUUGAGUUUGCGAAGCAGUUUUGGGAGCUGGCUAGAGAGUUGUUGGCGCAGGGAAAGGUGAAGACUGUGGAGGCGGAGGUCAAUAGGGGUGGGAAGGGGGGGUUGGAAGGGGUGUUGGUUGGGUUGCGGGAGUUGAAGGAAGGGAGGGUGAGUGGGAGAAAGUUGGUGUACACUUUGAGAGGUGAUGGCUCGGCUGAUUUUUGA